Rotaria sp. Silwood2 is the source of this 1593-nucleotide messenger RNA. Lineage: Eukaryota; Metazoa; Rotifera; Eurotatoria; Philodinida; Philodinidae. The record is from the annotation of a GenBank genome assembly.
AUGCUCAAGAUCCUAUGGCAGGUCAUACAACUCUUUUACACUACAGCUUGUGUUGGUAAUGUUGAAGCAGCAAUGUUUUUAACUGAACAAGGCGCAGAACCUGAUUUAUCACAACGAGGAAAAAGUACUGCAUUACAUGUUGCUGCUUUCUAUGGACAUGCUAAUGCUGUUCGUUGUCUUUUAGAAAACGGAGCUAAUUAUCGAAUAAAAACUGAAGCUAAUAAUACACCUGAAGAUGAAGCAUAUAAUGAUGAUAAUGAAUUAACACAACAUCAAACAUUAUUACAUUGUGCUAGUAAGAAAGGCUAUUGUGACCUAGUACAUUGGCUUGUAGAACAAUGUAAGGCUAACAUGAAUCUUCUUGAUUUCAAUGGAAACACACCAUUACAUCUUGCUGCUUAUGGUAGUCAUACAAGUAUUGUUGAUUACCUUGUUAACCUUGGUUGUGAUCCAACUGUUAAAAACCGUUGGGAUACAAAAGCUGAAGACGCAGGCACUAAAUAUAGUAAUAGUAUUACUGAUAUAUUCAAACAUAUGCGUGAACGUGACAUGUUUGAAAGGACACGAACUGGUGUAGAGUGGUGUUUAUCAUAUUAUGCAUGCCGUUAUGGACAAUAUUCUUUUGCAAAAUGGUUAUUAGAACAUGGAGCUAAUGUUAAUAUUCAAAUGAAAAAUAAACCAAGAAGUACUUCAUUGCAUGUAGCGAAAUUUCGUAGUCAUGUUUUAAUUGUUGAGCUUUUACUUGAAUAUAGUGCAGAUGUUAAUAGUAAAAAUGAUUUUGGAGCAAAUGUCUUCGAAGAUGACAUAUCAGAAGAAGUAGAUAAAGACUCAGCAAGUAGAAUUAAAACUAUCUUACUACAAUAUCAACGUAAUUUAAUAUGCCAUAAACUGAUUGAUAUACAUGUGUAUGAAAAUGAUGGUAAUGAUGAUGAACCAAUCGUAAAAAUUAAAGUAGGACCUUCAUUAAACUACCAGGAUUUAUUAACAGAACUAUCUAAUGUCUCAAGUGAUCAAUAUCCUUAUUUUUCUAUUGCUCGACAUAUACUUUUUUUCGAGAAAAAGGGCACAACUAUUAUAUCAGCUGUAGGUUGUUCACGAUAUGCUUCCUCGAAAUUUAUUGAUACACCAAUUUGUCUUGUACGUCACAAAACGUUACCAAAUGGAUAUGAAAGCCAUCAAUCAAUUCGUCAGGAGCCUAUACAAUUUUUCACACCUGAUCCUAAAACAUUAGACAUUCCUGGAUGUAUUUGUCUCUUUCAAGCUGAACUUAAUUCAUCUACUACCUUCGUUGUUGAACUAUCUGUCGUAACCAUGAUUGAUAAGCCGAACGUUCUUUUGUACACUUUUGCGCAACCUUUAUCAUUCUGGUCUAAUUCUAGCACUCGUCGAAGUCUUCUACCUAUAAUUAGUGGUAUUUAUGCAUUCGUACUUCAUUUUGAUAUUAUCCCAAAUCAUCUUACAUUACCAGUAGAUAUAAUUAUUGCAGCUGCUCUUGAACGACCAUUGAUAUUAAGAGAUAAACCUGUGCCAUGUAGAUGUUUAGUUCUUCGCAAACAUGUUUCUGCACAUAGCUUAUCAUGGAACGACUAUUAG